GCUGCACCGUUCAUUUCGUGUGCUGGUCUAUAAUUCAACCGGUUAGAAACAUCUCCAUGAUCCCGAGUUGGUUGAUUUGACAACCUAUUUUUUACUGGCGUGGUGACAUGGCAGACUAUUUGUUGCGCUGGUGUUUGGAGCAAUUACAGAGCAAGUUUGGUCUGGAGGCAUCCGAAGAUAUCGUCAAAUACAUUAUAUCCAUUGAAAAAGCUGAGGAGAUUGAGGAGUAUGUGGGCGACCUUCUCCAGGGAACAGAUGGGAAGAAAGGACAGUUCAUUGAGGAGUUGCUCUUCAGGUGGAAGAAGACUCAGAGACAGGGUGGAGACACAACUGGUCUUUUCCUUCUCAAAGAGUCAAUGUCAACAAGAGACUCCCAAGAUACAACCAAAGAUUCACAGAAGAAGUCUAAACGUAAGGGUCGGAACAAACAAGAGGUGUUGACCGUGAGCCAAAUGGACCCUGAACCAGAGGCAGUCAAAACACCAAUGGAUCUAAUGAGGGUUCAAGAAAGCACCAGCACUUCUUCAACAAAAAAGAAAAAUAAAUUCACAAACCUUUAUGCUAAAGAGGGUCAGGACAAGCUGACAGUUGUACUUCCCGGCCGGCACAGCUGUGAGUGCCUUGCUCAGAAGCACAGACUCAUCAACAAUUGCAUCAGCUGUGGUCGCAUUGUAUGCGAGCAAGAGGGAUCCGGGCCUUGUCUCUUCUGUGGUAGUCUGGUUUGCACCAAAGAGGAACAGGAGAUUCUGCUCAGAGACUCAAACAAAAGCCAGAAACUAAGAAAGAAGCUGAUGGGAGAUUGUGCUGAAAGAGAUUACCUGGCGCAUCAAGAAGCCAAGUUGAAGGCUGGUUUAGAGAAGGCUGUCCAGCACAAAGACAAACUGCUGGAAUAUGACCGAACGAGUGUCAAGAGAACUCAGGUACUUGAUGAUGAGUCUGAUUACUUUGCCACUGAAUCAAACCAGUGGUUGUCAACCGCUGAGCGUGACAAGCUAAGGAAAAAGGAAGAGGAGCUGCGCGAACUUCGCCAUGCGUCUCGUAAAGAUCGGAAAAUCACCUUGGACUUUGCUGGUAGACAAGUCCUUGAUGAGAGAAACAACUUGAACGAGUACUACAACAGAUUAGAUGAGGCCCUCCAGGCAAUGAACAUUGACUCUGUGGCCAAAUCCCCAUUGUAUAAAAGACAAGGUGGAGAACAGAACCUCAGAGAGCUGGUCAACCCCAAUAUAAAGCAGAGAGCACCAGAAUGGGUAGAUGUUGGCAGCAGAGAAAACAACAAAAGGAACAUGGAAAAAGGACAGAGUUUGGCGGAGGGUAAUAGAGGAGGAGAGCGGUCCAGGUUGCGUCUCCAAGACAAAGAGCUGCAGGAGAUGUGUGAUAGUGGCUGGUGUCUGAGCAUGCACCAGCCAUGGGCAUCACUCCUGGUCAAAGGCAUCAAAAGAGUUGAGGGCCGAACUUGGUACACAUCCCACCGCGGCCGUCUUUGGAUUGCUGCCGCAGCCAAGAAGCCCACUCCUCAGGAGACCGCUGAGGUGGAGGCCAUGUACCGUUCCAUCUCCCAAAAAGAGCUCAGGUUUCCUUCUGAGUAUCCCACUGGCUGCCUGUUGGGUUGUGUCAACAUCAUCGAUUGCCUUUCUCAGGACCAGUUUCGAGAGCAGUUCCCUAGUACAUGUGAAGAGUCUGCUUCCCCAUUUGUCUUCAUCUGCACUAACCCCCAGGAGCUGCUGGUGAAAUUCCCAAUGAAAGGGAAGCACAAGAUCUCGGUGAAAAACCAAGUCAAGCAAAUGAACUCUGAGCUUGCCGUUAUUCCCGGAGGCUUGACUAAAGAACUCCAACCGCUGGACGUCGGCAUCAACCGGGCGUUCAAAGUAAAGCUGCGAACGGCGUGGGAACAAUGGAUGAUCGAUGGCAAACACAACUUCACAAAUAGUGAGAGGCAGCGCUAGGCAAGUUACGCCACAAUUUGCGAAUGGAUUGUGGCUGCUUAGGACGAAUGUGUCUGCUUGCACUGUUGUUCGAGUUUUUGGCAAAGCCGGCAUGAUAUCUGUGGAGCCACAUAGCAAUGAGAGUGACUCUGACAACAAGAGGGAACACGGCGUUUUUGAUGGAUUACGGUACUUGCACAAUUGUUCAAUUCUCUCUACACACACACACACACACGCUGCCACCAUGUUUUGCUCUGUUCUUUACUUUCAAAUGUGGGAGAGCUUCACACGAGAGAAAUGUUGACUUUGUUGUUGCUGCUCCUUCUUUCCGCUCGGCAAUGCUUAGCAACACACUUUAGCAUGUGAUGCGUUCAAUGACAACUGGGAUUUGCAGUCCUCUGCUUCUGAUACAGAGGAUGAGGACUUUGAUGGAUUUCUGGGUGAUGAUUGAUCGAAAAACGUGAGAACAUUGUACGAUGGCUAAAUAAAAUGCAUCCGAACUCAGUUCUGCUUUCGUUGCCUUUUUAAAAACGUGUUUUAGCUUGUAUUUGUAUAUCUCGGCAUGCUACCGUAUGCUUCAAGCUUACGUGUUAAAUAUUUUAAUUGUUUGACAGCUCUAAUAUAUAUAUAUAUAUAUAUAUAUAUAUAUAUAUAUAUAUAUAUAUAUAUAUAUAUACUGUAUAUAUAUAUAUACUGUAUAUAAUAUGUAUGCACGCGCGCAGGUCACAGUUCAAGCCUUCUUGAAUAUGACUUGCUAUAGUUGAAUUUGUACUUUUGAUUUCCUAUGAGAUUGUUACAGCCAAGGAUGUAGAUAAGCACGUAAUCUAAGAAUAUCAAGUGUAAGGUAUUAUCUACUUUACAAUAUGCUCUUAGCCAGUUCCCAUUUGCUACACACACUGUUCUCUCCACUUCUCUACACUUCUUACAUAAUCUGUUAAUUCUGUCCUAUUUCUUUUGCUGCCAUCGCUGUUUUUGCUCGAGGUGGUAUUUGUAAUGCUAAUGAGGCAAGGCAGCAAGUAAUGGGUGGUCGGGAAAAUAAGCUGCCUGGAAAGAUGGUGAUAUGGUAAAAUGGCUUCCUGUGUUACUUUAUUAUUUUACUUUGCAGUGUUAUUAUAUCAUCAGUGUUUGGACUGAAGAGUUGGAUCAGUGCUGACCUGGAAACAUUAGUGUUGGCUGACCAAGAAAAUGGUUCAUGACCCGAUCAUGCAAUGGUAUCUAUUCCCCUGCCCUUUAUUUAUUGCAGAAAUAUUUUACAUAUGACGUAGCACAGGAAGUGCAUUUUUUUUGCCUUUAUGCAGUAGAUAUAACAGGUCGAUACAGGCUCAUACAAAUGUUUUUAAUACAAUUAUUAAUGUCCUUAUUGUGAUGAUGACGAUUAUUAUUAUAUUAAAAAAUAUUUACCUUUUCAUUUAACUCAUUCACUGUCAGCUUUUUUCAGAGCAUUUUGACUGAUGACUGAUCUUCGAAGACCCACUCAAUCUUCAAGAAUUUAGACUUUUUAUAGCCACACUAUAAAGUGUCAGUUUAAUAGGCUUGCUUGGUUUUUUUUUGGUGAUUGUUUUUUCUUUUAUGAUGUCAGAUUUUAUUCCACUCAGUAAACAUAGUUGAAUCGAUCGCCAGUAUGCCAGUUUCUUGUCUAUAUGGGAUAUUAUACACAAAAGGUCUCACACUACGUCAGUAUAUUUUGUCUCCAAUCCCUCCUGCUUUGGUCAAAACUAGAAAACAUUAACAUUUUAAAAGUCAUUCACUCCCAAAGACAUAUUUAGAUGUCUUUUCACGCCACACAUUUAAUCCCAGCUCCUCAUUUUAUAUUGAUUGUACUUGAAAAGGGUCGGAAAGGGUUUUAAGUAAAGCAAACUUCAUCAAUGCACCAUUCUCUUCUUUUAUUUUCUUCCUUUCAUGGUGACUAAUUAAGUUAUGAACCAUUUAUAAAAGGGAUAACUACUUGAUUAGGUUAACAAACGCUGACCAGAGCUCGGCAUGUCUUCCAUGUGGUUUUGAACACAAAACAUCCCGAGAGUUUGUAUUCCAGUUUGAAAAGAUGGUUGUUUCCUUUGUUAGUGGAAAAGGCAAAGACACAUAGUACGCAAGGUACUGAUUUAAAAAUAAAUAAACCUCUCUGAUAAUUUGGAGGUCCAUUAGAGCGUACUGUACCUUGCAAAGUUUACGUAACACCAUCCGUAAACAUACCGUAAUGGCUAAAUCUUAAGGUUCACCUCAAUGGAAAAAAGUGGAAGCCUCCCUCAACUUGUGGUUGAGGGGUGUCCUUCACUGUUGUUUGUGCCUAUUCAACAAAUGGCCGCUCGAAGUACCUUCCCUUUUUGGACUCCUUGGAGUGGGUGCUCAAGACUGCCAGUGAGACGUCAAGCAAGUGUACAUCAGCGGUGAAGGGACACCUUCAAGCUGAAGAAAGACUCCCGUUGAGGCUUUUUGGCCUAUGGCUCUCCAGAGACAGGUGAUGGGUACCGCCAGUGCAGGCCAAGCGAAAUGCAGCUUUGGUGCUUGCCAGGGCAAAAACCCAGACGGGGGAAGAGUUCAGUGAGGCUAUGAAGAAAAUAAUCUGGACAGCUUUGAUGAAAUUCUGGUUCACCAUCCUGUGGCUCAGGUGAGGAAAGCAGCUUGCCAUCAAAUCAACACAGUGUACAAUGAAACAAGAAGGACUUGGCAAGGCCCAAAGAAAAGAGAGAUACCUAAAAAUUGGUCCCAUUGUUUAGAAUUGCGCAGAAGUUAGGCUGUAAAAGGGUGUUCUGGGUAAUACCGUGGCAGUAUCAUGAUCAAUACUCUUUGGGCAAAAUUCCAUUCGACAUACUGUGUUAGAGAAUUUUGGCAACAGAGGAGGAGGAAUCAAGAAAAACGAUAUUGUUUGCCCUUGUAUGCAAAUAGCAGGAAGAAUAUGUAGGUUGUCUCCCAUAUGGUUAUAAUUGCUGUUGAUGGAACCCCAGAGCUCUCUGGAGAAUUGCUUUAGCUUGAUCUUGCAGCAUUUACACUAGUGUGCACUGGAAACACGACAGGCUUCUCUUUCCCAGAAUAAAGCCUGCAGUACAAGCAUUUUUUGAACAUUCAUUAUCAAAUAAUGAAUUUUGCAUUUGCUUAGAUCAUCUCAUUGUUGCCUUCUUAAGACGUUUCCAAAUGUGAGUGCUUUAGAACAUUUUCAUAUAGUAAGUCUUCAAUAUUGAUUGUUGGGAUCAUUCAGCCUUUUUAGGUGUUGUUCAAUAAAAUGGAAUUAGUUUGAUGACGAGCCGCUUUCAGCCACAGGACAACAGUUUAUUUUUUUUCCUUCAGAAAGAAAAAAAGCACAUUGGAUUCAAUGUCAAUGGUUUGAUGUUCAUACCAAAACAAAGCCAACACUGUUAUCAGAUUAAGCACAUCUGUUUGAUCCUCAUUCCAGGUUCAUGAAGCAUGGUUAGUUAGCCCUCUACCGGAUUAUAAAUUCCUUUGCAAUAGCGAGAAAACACGAAGCCAAGUAAAUAAUUCUCUGUGUUGACUCAAUUCUUGUCUUUCUUCCUCCACUUGCCACAUUAAACAUGUAUUAAUCAUUGUUUAGCUCAAAUUUGUAUGUGCAUGUGUUUGAGCAGCAUGCCACUUGAAAAGCCUUUUCAUGCGAGAUUGCCAGCUCCCCGUUGGGGGUUGUUACUGAGUCUCUGCAAGCAGACUGAGAAAGAGGAAAAUGAAACGAUAGGAAUAGGAUCAAUGCUAAUGUUAGGUCAGGCAAAUUGAGAGUGUGGAAAUGUAAACACGGACAAAAAUGACAGAAUUAUUCACAAAAUGUGUUAUACUUGACAUCCAGCCAUCCAUUCACCUCUGCACUGUGAGGCCGACGUGCUAACCAGUCGAUCACCGGGCCGCCCUAAACUUAACAUAUUAUUUGUAUUUUUGGACAACAAUUUUAUUUCUUUCUGGAAUGUACGCCCCGGUUUCAGUCACGAAUUAAUUUACAGUAGAUCGGGGGACGGGAACCUUUUUGGCUGAGAGAUCCAUAAACACCACAUAUUUUUAAUUGUAUGUAAUUCCGUGCGAGCCAUACAAUAUGUUUAAAACUAAAAAUACAAGUAACGUGCAUUUUGUGUAAUUUAAUAAUAAUAAUAAUACAUUUUAUUUAUAAGCGCCUUUCAAGACACCCAAGGACAAUUCCAAAAACCACAAAACAAUACAUGUUGAGCAGCGGCAGCCAAAACGCGCCAGCGUUCACUCAACCCGGAGGUCAGAAAGAAAACACAAGGGAGGGAGAGGGGGAGAAAAAAAAGUGACUUCUGGAGCUGCAUGGUUUUGCUGAUGGCUUUGUAGUCUGGUUGAUACUUGGUGAGGUUAAGCUUCAUGCAAGCGUUGAGACUUCCGUCCGUUAAACGUGAUCGUAAGUUGGUCUUAAUGUUCGUUAGAUGUGAGAAAGAUUGCUCACAUGUGUUGGUAGAGCCAAACAUUGUCAGUACAGCAAUACUCACACGCUGCAGUGCGUGGUAUGUGACGGGACGCUCGUUCCAAGUUUUUACAAUCAGCUGGUCUGCGGAUUUAAGUUUUUUCAUUUCUCCCUACUUGUGUUGGCUCGCCAACUCUGCUUGCUGUCGUUCAAGUCUUUCCAAAUCUUCAUUCAAAGACUUGAACUUAUUCACCCACAUGUCUGAAGCCUUCAGGUCAGCAGCUUGUAACUCAAAAUCGCUGACUGAGACACCAGGGAUGUAACAACUCAGGUCAGCGCUGUCCUUUGCACACUCGAGCGGAUGGGCUAUGAACUUAAAAAGACGACGGUGCUCGCGAUAUUCUCCAAAGCGCGCUUCGAAUGACUGCAGGAGAUUAGAUGUGAAUCCUGCUAGCUGCUGAAGAUCAAUAUAUUGAGCAGGGUCACUUGCUGUGCAUGCCUCUUUAAACUCUCCCAGUUUUUCAAAGUGUAGCAAACGACCUGUUUCAAUGUCGGCAAUGAAGAGUUGUAGAUUGUUUUCAAAUGCAAACACUUCUUGUUGCAGGGAUAAUAUUGUAUUUCCAAUGCCUUGCAUUUUCACAUGAGAUAGUAGAACGUCAGGAGCCACUCAGUGUCAGCUAACUCGGGAUGCUCGACAUUUUUCUUUCCAAGAAAAGUCCGGAUUUCGCUCAGACAAGCCGCAAAACGGCUGAGCACCUUCCCCCUUGACAACCAACGCAUGUUGCUGUGCAGAAGCAGAGCAGGAUAAUUAUUCCCAACUUCAUUCAGCAGUGUUUUAAACUGGCGAUCAUUUAAAGCUCGAGCAACAAUAAAGUUGACCACCCGAACGACCAGCGACAUCACCUCUCCAAGCUGCUUGCCACACAUCUGAGCACAGAACGCCUCCUGAUGUAGGAUGCAGUGAAAACUUCAUGCUCCGUUUCCCCACAAUGCACGUAGCACCGUCAGUGCACACCGAAACAAAUUUAUCCAUUGGUAGAUUUUUUAUUUCUUGAGCGAACUCGGUGAAGGACUUGAAUAAAUCCUCCCCUUUUGUAUUCCCUUUCAUAGUCAAAACUGCAAGACUUUCCUCAUGAAGUGUGUCACCGACGACAUACCUUGCAAUCACGCUGAACUGGGAUAAAUUGCUUUACAUCCAUUGACUUUUACAAGGCGAGAGAAAAAACAGGUGCCGCAUUUAUGUCCUUCACUUGACUUGCCUCGAUUUGAUUUGACAUCAUGACAGUGCAGUCGUGAACAGUUCUUGCCGACAGGCAUGUCUUUUAUCCGUUUAAUUAUCUUGUCUUUGUCCGAAAAGUCGUCAAAAAAUUCAUUGGCAACAUCAAGCAUGAAUGCCUUGGUGUACUCCCCAUCCAUGAAAGGCUUUACGUUUCUCACAAUUGCGAACGCGGCAGCAAAACUAGCCGAAUUCCAGUCACCUUAUUGGGUCCAAACACGGAGUUGCUGCUGACUAGCUUGCACGUUGAUAGUAGCUCUUAACAUGCUUUCUUCCUGCUGUCCCCCGCAGGAUAUUUCGAUGCAAAUGUAGUGUGGCAACUGUCGAAUGCCGCGUUAUAUUGGAUCUUUUCAUCAGUGCAAUUUUAUCGCCAGAUUUUCGGAACCUGCUGUCUCCAUAAAGGCAAAUUCCUCUGUCCAUUCCUGCUGAAAAGUACGAUACUCUUCGUCUUUUUUUCUUUUAGCCAUCUUCUCGAAAGGGUUUCUAAAAUUAGCUGAUAAUGCGAUUACAACGAGGGAAGUUUAUUUCCUGAUCUCACGCACAUGCGCAAAUCGGCCGCUAUUUUUGAUUUAUUCACGGCAACCCCACUUGAACAGUGUCUCUACUUCAUCCGAGUUGCCGAUGUGAUUGAUAGAUGGAUAAAUACACACAACGACAUGUACUUUCCCGCUAAAAUUGCCGUGAACCAGCUUUCUAGUCGCCGGUUCGCGCAUGCCAAAGGAUGCCAAACGAUUUUUAAAAAAAUAAUUAAAGAUUUGUCAGCGAGCCAGACGUAGCCGUCAAAAGAGCCAUACAGUCAAACCUCGGUUUUUGAACAUCUGUUCUCGACCAAAUCGACCCCUGCUGUAGAUGAUAGGAUCUACAGUAAGUUAUCCACAUAUCAGGAAUAUAUGGAUGAAGAAUGUGAUUUAAAAUGCAGCUAAUACCUAUGUCUCUGAAAGGUUUUGUGUACAGGCAGCGAUGUUGUCAAAACAAAACACAUACAGUCAUAUACAGUAUACAGCAUGUCAGUUCAGUAAUGAUGGCACUUUGAAACACUAUUUGCGCUCGUACCAAAUCUUUGUCCUUCUGGAUGAAAAUAUUGUUUAAAAUUUAAAAAAUCUAAAAGUUUGCACUGUGUUCCCCUGUUUGAGCUUUUGCAGUGAACUACAGUACUCGUACAUGGCCAAACUGGAUCCUAAUCACUAGAGAUGCAGUCAAAAUCUCACGAGACAAUAUCUUCACGGUAUCAAGGUCAGGGUGUGGUCUUGUCAUCUCUGCUAUGUAUGUAAACGGUUUUUGUCUAGUUUUAUUCACGUUUUCUAAUUAAUACUAAUGAUUUACUGUAUAUUUUAAAAGUUCAUAAUAAAUGUCAUAACUGUGAAAGAAUACUACCUACCGUUAAGAAUGUAGAAUGGCCUUCGCUAUCAAACAAAAAAAAUGAAACGGCUUAAUAAUCACAUGACUAGUACCCACCUUUUACAAUUUUUUUCAUCUUCCACUCAAGCAAUGGCUACAAAUAUAAAGUAUCAGGACUUUUGGGUUUGUUAGUUUUUGUUUUGUGUGUGCGUGUGUUUAGAAGGGGCAGCGACAGCUCUAAAAUGCAACAUUUCCCUCCAUAUUUUCGAAACUCACUAGCCUCAAGUCCCUGUAUUACAACAUGCUCAUACACAUAAGCUCAUCAGGAAGCAAACACACAUCGGCUCAUGAAUUGAUAUUCACACACAAACGAACAUAUUUGUUCUGUCUCGUCUCAUCAACAAAAUUCACACCUUGUCUCGUCAUGAAGGAGCCAUAUUCAGUCAAUUUUCUGCGUCAUCACAAUUUGAGUUAAAAGUUGGACCACACCCUGGACGAGUUGCCAGGCAUGUUGCAAUUGGCUAUGAAUGCUGAGUGAGGAUUAAUCCCAUGCCAGCUGCACGAAUGUCACCUCCAUGAACCACGACACAACCACGGGCCUCGUUAUUUUGAAUUGUCUCGUCUUUCAUCUUAAUUAAUGUCUUAGAUCUCGUUCAUAAACCUAUGGCCACGACUUGAUUUUUUUUUUGUUUUUUUGUCGAUGAGCCAGCAAUGAGUGGAGCUACACAGAGAAUAAUCAAAGUGUUUUACCAUAGGACAUAAAAAAGAUUGCCUCUCUAAUCAUUUUCGUCGACACACAAAUCAAGCGGCUUUGCUGCCUCGAAAGAGCAGAAGCAAUAUAAAACAAUACUACAUCCCAAUGGUUUAGCUUCAAGACUCUAAAGAUAAAUUAUUAAAAUGUGUUGUAGAAAUAGUCCAAUACAUCUUCAUCGCCAAACAUUCUCUCAUCUUGAUGGCACUCCUGAAUGUGACGGCCCCCACCCCCACCCCGGCCCCCCAUUCAAGCUCGCCUUCCUUUUGCUGCUAAUUAUCAAGUGGGCUGCUGCAUUCCUCCAGCAGCUUGUUAAAUUCUCCAGGAGCAUAGUUGACCCACUUUACAAUCAGAUCCGGAGGCUAAACUUCCUCUUAUUUUCCGGUUAAUCUGAUGCUGCACGAGUCCAUAUCUACACAAAUAUGUACAGUCAUGAAGAAAGGAGAAAUUUUUAGGCUGUUUGGUGAAUCUUGCCAUAUUAUAUACAAUAUGCAAGACAAAUUAACUCACUUGUGUCAAGGGUCUCUCCUUGACUGUUACUUGAUCUUAACAAGAAUUUGUCUUCCACAGCCAGAUGUUGUUAAAAAUCGGCAGGCAAAACCAGCAGCAUUUAAUUAUUUCAGUAAUUCCAGAUAUGUUGAUGAAUUUUCUUAUCAAUUAUCAAAAAAUCUAAGCACAUUACAUUCGCAACAAUCACUCAAUAAAAUAGAUAUUCAAGAAAUAUCACAAGUCGUUCAUUGCAAUUGAGGAGCAUUUUGAAAAUUGUUAAGUCUGUUCACCUAUCUGUAACUGCAUGAAACGUGGAAUCAAUAUUUGUAAGCUACAAUAUAUUACUGUGUUUUCUUGCUUUUCGGUUUCUUGCGAAAGCACUUCACAGUGUUGACAUCUUCCGCAUCAUGAUAAUCUUGCAUGGUUUGUUUUUUAGUUGGCCUGCCAUCAUCUUCAUUUCCAGUCAAGCGCUUGCUAAACAAGUGUCAAGACGGUUUGGGUCUCUGGUGUUGACAGUGGAAAUGCAUCUCCAAGUCUAGACAUUCAAGGACAUUUUUUGCGAUUAUUUUUUGAUCUAAUCAGCACUAACACAAUGUCUGCAUUUAAUCUGUUUUCACAGAGAAAAGCGAUGUUCACCUUUUCUUUUAUUUUUCCUCUCCUGCUCUGUUAUCUACCUCCAUGUUUUUAUGCAGCUGAAUUAUCUGUCUCAUUUGCAUACUUUGGUCGUUAAGAUGAACUGAGUGUGAAAUUGUGUUUUUAUUGUGGCCCAUUAAUCUGGACAACAACCUCCCGCACGUAGCUUUUGUUAUAUUGAUAUGUUUUUCGAAAGUGUUUUUCAAAUAUCUGACCACUUUUUCAAAGUGACGAUUGAGACGACCGACAGGAACAACCAAUCUCCUCACCCAUCACGAGGGUCUAUUAAAUCAUGUUAGUCAAGUGGAAAUGUAUAAAUAAUUGUAGCACGUAGUUGAGGGAUUGAUUACCAAAGUAAUUUUCUUGGGAGAGGAAAGAGGAGAGGUUUGGCGAAUUUCACACCAGAACCUUGUUAUAAGUACGUGUCAAAAUAUUGGAUCUAAGCCACACAGCAGGCAACCCCCCCACCCCCCACAAAUAAAUCUAUUCCUGGAGAUAUGCCAACAAGUCCAUAAUCUAUCGUUUUCAGUGUUCCUUUAUUAAUUCUCUUUAAUUAUAUUGUGACAGACAUGAAAUUGUGUUUGUGUACGGAUUGUAAUUGUGUGAGCAUAUUUGUCUUCAAAUUUAGCAAAGCAGUAUGUACACUGAUGUCUAUUUACGCUAAGGCUCAAGUCACAGCCCCUUUUCCAAAGCACAUUUGUCAACCCCUGUGCGGCUCAAACUGAGAUUCCUUUAUGGUGUCAAGCAGACAACUCAGCUCUUAGUCGUACUGCUUAAAUGUCUGCAACAGAGCCAGACAACGUACUAAAUUAUAUACAUUUUAUAUUGCAUACAUUUGUAACAUUAGACAUGAAUUAUAUUGCAAUGCAAUUGCCUUUAUUAAAACCUCGAGGUACUGAUAAAUGUUUUUAUUGAACCUUGUACAAUACUGGGUACAAAUUAAGAUUUUUUUCUGAAAUAAUCGGAAAUUGCGGUAUGUUUCUGUCAGCUUUGAAGAACAAGCAGCAUUGUAUAAAAUGACACAAAGUUCCUGAUUGCAUUGAACUCAGCAGACAUGCAUUCUUCUCGCUUCAGUGAAACUGUCACAAUAUAGCAUGUUUUUAACCCAAGCUUAUGAACACGCUAAAAGAAUGUUAAAACUAUUGUCGUCUCUCAAACUGGCAAAUCAAGUGAAUGGAGCAGCAGGUUGUGAAGCAAUCUGUUGUUUAACGUGAUGUGUUUCCAUGGGUAUUUUGCCGAGUAAUGUACAUCCUUGUGACAGUAUUGAUGAAUAUAUAUUGACACUGUAGCAUGAGAGAUGAGAGAACAAUGCAAUACAGUAUACUGCAGAACGUCCCUCCCGCCCCCUCCCCCACACCUUCCCAAGUGACACACUAAUUAUUUAAAAGACAAAUACAGAGAUGGAGAUUGUACAGUGCUACUUCCUAACAAUAUGUUUGCCAACAAGAACCGCACAUGGCUUUAAUACUCAGUUGAAAUUCUUUGUACUUUAUGUACAGCACUCAGGUUUGUGUUUUGACUUCAUCGUAUAACGAUAUUGAUGAUAGUCUAUUGGCCAGUCAACGCACUAGAUUCUGUCUACGUUCCACUACUUUACCACUUUGGUUAGUAACUGAAGAGAGAGGUUGUUUUGGCCCGUACUCGUCAGACUUGAUAAUGGCAAUUGCAGUCUGAUUUGAAUUGCAUCGCUUAGCAUCAGCUGGGCUUCAGCCAUCACUACUUGUGUUGCUUCAAGAGUAGCCCCUUUGCUCUUCUUACACCGGGUCCAACAUAACGAUAUAUAUAAUUUAUCAGGCUAAAGGCUCCAUUAAUGCAACUCACUGGUCGAGCACUGAAGCCACUCCAAAAAUUUCCAUCAUUAGCCAAACCUCCUCUGUGUUUCCCAGCCCCCUCUCUCCAAUGAAAAGAAAAAUCUAUAGCAUCAGCUACCACACUGCUUUAGCCUGCUUCGUUGCUGAAGGAGACAAAUAGCGGAUGAGGCACAUUGAUUGUACACCCAUCCACCCGUAUUUAGAGAUGAUUAUUUUCCAGAAUUGUCUGCAUUGAUAAAACCGUAAAAAAGAUGCUUUGAAUCUGUGGAGAAUUUUGUGUUCAAAACAAAUGAUUCCUGAACCAGCUCAAACAAACAUGAAAAUGUUACCGUCGCUUGUCACAGUGUUUGAAAUCAUGAUAAAGGGGCUUGUGCUCAUUUGGUAAGCGAGCACAAAGCAUUUGUCACAUGCCUACAGUGCUUGGGGGUAAUUACCGUGUGACACCGAACACCGCUAAGUUAACAAAUGACACAUAUAAUGGAGCUAAUUGCAUGCUUUGGCAUAUUUUCGUAAUUACAAACACCUACCACCUUCAUCGCGGGCCGCUUGAUUGAAGUGUUAUCCUCUUUAAGUAUUAUCACAAGACACGACAGCUCACUGUUAAUCACAAAGAGGCUUUGCUUCUUUCCCUCAGCUGCCUGUUUAUUUGCUCUGCAUCUGUUUGAAGUGUGUCUUUGCUUGAGUAACAGCGUUGCUCCAGUGUAGGAAAUGUUUGUAUAUCGACUGCACAGGUCUCCCUGAAUUGUUGGCAGUCCUUGUAGCAAAACCAUUGAUCAUUUGUGUGCUUUCUUAAGCUUAUUAGUCCCGCACACACGUUUGAGGCUACAUUUACUUUUAGAUUAUUUCCAGUAUGUGCCCCCGUUUUGACUGUUGAAAUGUGAAUAACAUGGCUCACUUUCCAUUUUUAUGAUGCCAUCAUGUUACAUCUGUCAUUGGAAACGAUUGCGUGAGUUCGGCUGGAUUAAUGUCAUCGUGCCUUCAGCAUGCCAAGUAGCUUUUUAACGGAGUUGCGGCUUCCAUGACUUCCAUUUCUCCUUUCCCCCGCACACAUUUGUGCAGUAACAAGGGCAAGUACAUCUACUUUGUAAUAUAUACUGUACUCCGUCCCUCACCACUUCACCUUCUCUGCUCGCCAUUUCUCAACCGUCAGUAGACAGGAUAUAUUCUGACAUUUGGCAGUCCCUUCAGCAUUUUUCCUUCUCUCGGUUUUAUAGCCAGCCAACCUGCACUGAUGUAACCAUAACCUUGAGCUAAAUUAACCUUAAGCAAAUGAGCUACUUAACCAGUCCCAAGGGAAUCAAUCCUCAGAUUAUUUACUGUUCACGGUGUUUGUCCUAAGCAACGUAGCCCGCUAGUGUCGAAUGAAAAGAUGCAGCAUGCUUAAGUAUUCAUUGGGAAAUAUCGGUAAACAAAGUUGAUCACUUUUUAAACCCCAGCUGUUAAUUAUAUUCCACUUGCUAUAUCCCCCUCCAACUGCUAAGGCACACUCACGCAUAUACUGUAACAUUUGGCAUGGGCCUCUAUCCAAAGUACUAAGAAUUAUGUGCAGUGGGAGUCGCGGCUGCCAGGGUUUGUGCUUGUACUCCUCCCCCACACAGAGCAGACACAAAAAGAGGAAUGCUAGACUAGUGGAAGACCAAUCAGUCUUUCAAAAAGUAUGAUACAAAUAAGAUGCAUUUUUGCCGAAGCAAGACCACAUCAAGUCACCCGGUGGCUGUUAAUAACGAACUGCAUGAAGAAAGUCUUUGAAUGUGACUGCCCCCUCCAAAUAUUAUACAUCACUAUCAUGUCUUGUCAAAUAAAGCUGUCUGAGAUUUGGCUCAAUCCACAAGAGGAUGUUAAAUAUUUGAAAUCCAAAUGCUAUGAAAGGACUUAUUGCGCAUCUCUGCAUGUCCUAAAAAUGGUGUCAUUAAUAAUUCAGGAAGGUUCCGUUCCCGUGUCUGUGAUUUAUCUGAGAAGCCUGUACAAUCAAUACGGAGUAGAAUCUGUUAUUAUCCCUGUUACAUUGCCUCACUGUUUUUUCGCUACGGUAUAGCUGCUCAAUCACUUUGAGGAAGAAGCUGAAGAGCUGUAAAUGGAAGCAGAUUUGGAUCAGUGGACUCACACUGGUCUCCCCUGAGCCUAUGCUUUUAACAAUAUAUGCAUGGUACAGUAUCUCUGUGAUCCUUUUAUCCUGUCUUCCCCCAUAUUGGUCAUGCCUAAAUGUCUCAUGCAGCAUGUCUUUUUUUAAUCUUGUAACAUGACUUACAAACCCUGCUCUAUUAGGAUACAUACCUAUUUAUACACAUGCGACUAGUUUUGUCUGGGAUUCGUGGGUGAACGGCCUGGCGCAUUGGCUCCUUUCCCUAGAGAUUAGUCUUGUACUUGAGCUGAAUGUUAAACAACAGGCACCUCUGUACUUCACCGUGCAGGGACAAAGCAAUACACAAAGCUUUCCAUCCUGACCUCGAGUGUGUGCGCGCUUGUAUGUGGAGAGUGUGCAGAUUUGGUGUUCCCUCUAUAUCAGUGUUUGUGAGGAUAGUGCCUGCAGGGGUGUCAGCGGAGGUUUAAGAUAUGCAGCUUGCUGUCAGUACCGACACAUUUCUCCCUCUGCACUGCUGCACAGAUAUGCAAAUGGGGGCUCCUCAGAAUGCAGAGUACCGGAUCAGCUUCAAUUUAUUCCAUUCUGCUCUCUUCUUUUUUUUUCUUCCCCCCUCCCAUCUCACUGCUGUCUCUGUUCAAGCUUUGGUUUUGUUUGGUCUUUCCUGUUCAGUUCAUGGCAUCUGCCCCCAAUGAGGAAUUCCUGAGAGGUGAGAGGAUUUCAACCGCGUAGCACUAAGUUGAGGUUUAGUGCAAAGAGUUGAUUCGUGAUGUUGUUGUGUUCUUGCCUCUAAUGCAGUGAAUGGUUGUUUCUGGUGUCCAGAUCCCACCAAUGCUCAUCUUUCUUGUUAAUUACCACAGAGGUAACCGCUUUCGUUGAUUGUGGUAAAUCACAAUUCGUUCGUUGCCAAGAUGCUCUCAAAAAGGCAAUCUCUCCAACACGUAGUGUCAUCAUUAAUCUAGUCUCUGCAAAAUCUAAAUGCCGAUGUCACGUCACGUGAGUUGCUACACAUUGCCGAGCGGAAAGAAGGAGCAGCAACAGCAACAGUAAAGUCAACAUUUCUCUCGUGUGAAGCAUUCCCACAUUUGAAAGUAAAGAACAGAGCGAAACACGGUGGCAGUGCGUGUGUAGAAAUUGGCGACGUGAAGAGGGGGCUGGACGAAACGCUAGCUGGUUAGCACGGAAGCUAACCGCGGACGUUAGCACGGAAGCCAACUGCGAAAAGUCGCUACGCAGCUGGAACCCACGACCAGAGACCAACCAACCAUGUCUAUCCUUUGUGAUCCAUUUCCAGCUCACAGUACAUUUACAUUCUAAUUAGAUGAAACCAAGGCUGCUUCAUAAGGACAUCUUUGUACUCACCUUUCCCAAGUCCCUUUGUGUCUGUAAAAAUGAAGAAAAAAGAAAUAAUAGAAGUAGCUUUUUAAAGACCUCUCCAUCCAAAUUUAUGUGGAGUGUAACAAGAGGAUGUCUGGUCUUAUAAAUGGAAUAGGAAAAAAAAGAGAUGUGGUGUCAAAACAGUAAUCGAAUUGUAAUGCUAUAUAUAUAUGCAGUAUAUAUCCAGUAUAUACUGUAUAUAUAUAUAUAAUUUGAGCUGUCAAACGAUGAAAAUAUUUUAUCUAAUUAAAAACGCAACUGUCAUAAUUAACUCAAAUUCACUAAAAAUUAAUCGUGAUUACUCACCCAUUUUUUAUCGUUUCUGAAUUUCCUUUUAUAUUUUUUUGUCCUAUUUCUCCCCCAUUUUAAUGGAAACAUGGACUCAUCAGUUUUCUAUGUGCAAAAUGCAAAUAUUGACUGAAAUAACAAUUUCGAUUUUCAAUUUUACAUAAACAUUUUUCACUUGGAGCAGUUAUUCACACAUAAUCUCUCACACAAUAUUACUGUCCAUCAACAACAGUGAAAAAUAUUUUGUCACACAACAGCUCCUUUAACUGCUCUUUUUAUAGAAUCAAAACAGAGCAAUGUAACAUUAUAAAGUGCACAUCUAAGGAAAAUUAGUACUCAGCCUAUCGUGGAUUUAAGCCAUGUUGAUUCUGUUGGUCCUUCUUGCGCGGAAGUCUCUCUACAGUUUUGUGUAGACAUCAUUUCGGAUUACACUUUGUUCGAUGACAACACUGGAGACGUUUUAUUUUUGCGAGGUCGCUACCACUGCACUGCUGAACUUUCAUUGUCAUGUCACCUCUUCAGCGCACUGUCACUGUCAGACGAACACAGAGAAGCUCCACCCGCUCUAUUUAUAUGGACACGGAACACUGUAACCUUCCACAGAAAAUAGUUCCAAACAAGUAACAAGUAAUCGCGUCAGUGGCAUACAUUGUAUACCUGUAUGAUACAGGUAACUUUUGUCAGUGGAACAAUCUGGCAACUUUUUAAAAGUGAACUUUCCGUUCAUAAACUCUUUAAGUAUCCGUUUUCGUGUCUCGCGCUGCCGUGGCUGGCAAAACAAACGUGCGUGGACCUGUGCAGCGCACUUGUUGUUUUGUUUCUGGUUUAUUUAUAGAGGAACGUAACAUCCGCUGUGACGUGUGCCGCAUUAAUCUCGCGAGAAAAAAAUUAAUCCCGUUAAAAUUCAUUUAAAUUAAUGGCAAUUAAAACACGCUAAACUGACAGCUCUAAUAUAUAUAUAUAUACUGUAUACACACACACACACACUUUUCCACAAUUAUGUUUAAAUGACAUAUAAUUUCGAUUCAAAAUUUUAGACUUUAUAUAUUUAUUUCUUUAUUUAUUUGUUUGUUUAUUUAUUUGCAACAUCCCGCUUUACAAGCCUAAGAGAGUAAAAUCCUCUGGAUGUGGGUCUUGUAGACUUGCCAUAACUGCAGUUGAACUUGAGAGUCAAACAAUCCAUUCCGAGGCACUGGUCCAAAAUACUUACUUCUGUAGAAACCAUUUCAAAUUAAAUGAAUCCAUUCCAGGGUCAAAUUGUCACCAAAAGCUUAAGUAGAAUGCAAGACAAUUAGAAUUUUCAGCAGCAAAAAAAAAAAAAAAAGAUUUUUCAGCAGAAAUUUAACAGUAACAGGUCACAAGAAUGUAAUAUCACAAAAUAUACCCAUGUAAAUAUUUACUACAUCUAGGGCUAUACACACGGCAACAUUUGCUCCGGUGCUACUCCAGUAGAGCGGUCACACGUGCAAAGUUACACCGGUGUACCCCCUGAAAACAACUUACUCAGGAGCAAAUUUUUAAACCACCUCCCUGAGCAAAUGCUCGUUUGCGGGGCAGCACCGAUGUAAAAUGGUACGUGUGAACGCUACAAUUUGCUCCAGAGCAAAUGCUCAUUUGCGGGGAGGGGUGAGGGGGGUAGCCUCGCUACGCAUGAGAAGAGUUGAUUACAUACGGCGAGAAUGCGUUGCUUUCAUGCUCUGUUGUACUUCCGUCAUGUGUUUGUAUAAUAACGACACAAGACAUGAUGGCUGGCAAUAACAGUAGCAAGCGCCACCUUGCCUCUUGGGUUAUACCAUCUGAACUAGAACAGGGGGCGAGGGUGGGGGGAUAGUCCCCAAACAUCAUCUUUCCUUUUGUAGGAGACUGGGCUGUCUCAGAGUUGUUUGUGUAGUUUGUUCCUUUGUUGUGUGUUCACA
This is a messenger RNA of Hippocampus zosterae (dwarf seahorse), 18238 nucleotides long. It is a transcript of the gene trip4, whose product is annotated as thyroid hormone receptor interactor 4. The record is from RefSeq and is a predicted model, not a curated record. Gene Ontology annotation, cellular component: nucleus. The transcript is spliced from 13 exons. The coding region runs from base 108 to 1946 and encodes 612 amino acids. Gene Ontology annotation, biological process: positive regulation of DNA-templated transcription. NCBI's taxonomy places the organism in Eukaryota, Metazoa, Chordata, Actinopteri, Syngnathiformes, Syngnathidae. Gene Ontology annotation, molecular function: nucleic acid binding; zinc ion binding; transcription coactivator activity.